AUUCUUUACCCAUCUCAUUUUGUUACAGUUAAUUACUUUGUUUCGUCUGUAAAGAAUGAAAAAAGUAUAUUGUCGGCAUUCGUAUCAGCAGAAAUAAAUUUGUCCUUUUAAGCAGGCCGCGUGUAAUAAGCUAAUUUUUUAAAUUGUGUAACCUAAGAGUGCAUUACCUUAAUAAAAUAUUUCAGAAGCAAAGCAAAAAUGUCUGAACUUCAAUCAUCAUUGCUAUUGAAGAAACAAUUGGCAGAACUAAAUAAGAACCCAGUAGAAGGUUUCUCAGCUGGAUUAAUUGAUGAGAAUGAUAUAUUUCGUUGGGAAGUCCUAAUAAUUGGACCACCAGACACACUUUACGAAGGAGGUUUCUUCAAAGCGCAUUUAUACUUUCCUAAGGAGUACCCUCUGCGUCCACCUCGAAUGAAGUUUGUUACAGAAAUUUGGCAUCCAAAUAUUGAAAAAAAUGGCGAUGUCUGUAUUUCAAUUUUGCAUGAACCUGGAGAUGAUAAAUGGGGCUACGAAAAAGCAUCAGAGCGUUGGUUGCCGGUACACACAGUGGAAACUAUUUUGAUAUCCGUGAUAUCAAUGUUAGCGGAUCCCAAUGACGAGUCCCCAGCAAACGUUGAUGCUGCCAAGGAAUGGAGAGAAUCCUACCCCGAUUUCAAGCGCAAGGUGGCACGUUGUGUCCGGAAAAGCCAAGAGGAGUGUUCGUAGAAACAGGAUUUGCUCUAUAUUUGUAUAUUUAUAUUAAAAAUUUGAUACAUUAAAAUGAAUAACUGAAUUAAUAGACAUAUAAA
Molecule: messenger RNA, 788 nt
Organism: Drosophila mojavensis
Lineage: Eukaryota; Metazoa; Arthropoda; Insecta; Diptera; Drosophilidae
Gene: Ube2g1
Product: ubiquitin-conjugating enzyme E2 G1
Exons: 3
Coding region: 199-705 (168 amino acids)
Biological process (GO): protein polyubiquitination; proteasome-mediated ubiquitin-dependent protein catabolic process
Molecular function (GO): ubiquitin conjugating enzyme activity
Source: RefSeq, a predicted model, not a curated record